This is a messenger RNA of Limanda limanda (common dab), 2584 nucleotides long. RefSeq names its product X-linked Kx blood group (McLeod syndrome) (gene xk). The transcript is spliced from 3 exons. The record is from RefSeq and is a predicted model, not a curated record. NCBI's taxonomy places the organism in Eukaryota, Metazoa, Chordata, Actinopteri, Pleuronectiformes, Pleuronectidae. Gene Ontology annotation, cellular component: membrane. Bases 56 to 1501 code for a protein of 481 amino acids.
CCGAGCCCCGGGCCGAGCAGCGCGCCGCCUUCCCCAGAUGGCGGAGUGAGCGAGGAUGCGCCUCCCCAGCUCCAUCUUUGUGUCGGUGUCCCUGUUCACGGCCGAGACCACGGCGGCUCUGUACCUGAGCUCCACGUACCGCUCCGCCGGGGACCAGAUCUGGCAGGGGCUCACGCUCCUCUUCACGCUGGUGCCGUCCGUGCUGGUGCAGCUCACCCUCACCUUCAUCCACCGGGACCUGGGCCGGGACCGACCGCUCAUCCUGCUGCUGCACAUCCUGCAGUUCGGACCCAUCGUCAGGUGUCUGGAGGCGUUCUGUAUCUAUGGCAGCGUGGGCCGAGUGGAGGAGCCGUAUGUCAGCAUCACCAGGAAGAAGCAGAUCCCCCGGGGGGGUCAGUCUGAGGAGGUGGAGCGGCAGGUGGGGCAGGCGGAGGGGAAACUGUUCACGCACCGAGCAGCCUUCGCCCGCACCUCUGUUAUCCAGGCCUUCCUGGGAUCGGCGCCCCAGCUCACCCUGCAGCUAUACAUCUGCGUCCUGCAGCAGGGGGUGUCCAUCGGUAGAGGCACACUGAUGGUGAUCUCCCUCCUGUCCAUUGUGUACGGAGCACUGCGCUGCAACAUCUUGGCCAUUAAGAUCAAAUAUGACGACUAUGAAGUGGACAUCCGGCCCAUGGCGUAUCUGUGCAUCUUCAUGUGGAGGAGCUUCGAGAUCGCCACCCGUGUGGUGGUGCUGGUGCUGUUCAGCUCCGUGCUGCAGCUCUGGGUUCUGCCCGUGGUUAUGCUCAACUUCCUUGUUUUCUUCUUCUACCCCUGGAUCCUGUUCUGGCAGAGUCACUCGCCGUUCCCAGAGAAUAUAGAAAAGACUCUGACCAGGGUGGGAACCACCAUCGUGCUUUGCAUGCUCACCUUCCUCUACGCCGGCAUCAACAUGUUCUGCUGGUCGGCCGUGCAGGUGAAACUCAACGACCCAGACCUCAUCAACAAGUCCCAGAACUGGUAUCGCAUGGCCGUGUACUACAUGCUGCGUUUUGUGGAGAACGCCUCGCUCCUUCUGCUGUGGUACGUCUACAAAACAGACUUCUACAAGUUCAUCUGCGCGCCCCUGCUGGUGCUGCAGCUGCUGGUCGCCUACGCCAUGGCCAUCUUCUUCAUGCUGGUCUUCUACCAGCUCUGUCAUCCGUGUCGGAGGCUCUUCUCCUCCAACAUGUCCCAGGGCCUGUGGGACUGCUCAACGCUUCUGUGUCUCAUGUGCGACUCCACUUCACCGCAGAACAGGCCGAUGGGAAAGGCCGUCUUGGAGCCGCCGGGGGCCUCCACGUGCCAAGAGCCGGGUGAUGACGGAGCCCACGACUCGGCCAGUGAGCCAACAGGCGACGCCCCCAACGACACCACCUAUGACAUGCUCGACGACACAGUCUAUGACAUUCCCAAUGAAACGGGCAGUAAUGUAGGAGGCGGGAUCAAUGGCGACAUCAGCCACACUCUCACCUGCAAUGCUUAGAGCCUCACAAUGUGUACGGUGCCAUUCAGAGCGUCCACUCUGACAGUUAUCAUUCCCUCAGCUACCUUUUAAGUGCCACAUGGAUCCGCCUGUGAGUUGAGUUUACAUUUUAAAUCCUUCAAACUUAAUCUCACACAUCCCAACUGUGUUUUCUAUCAUCGUCUGUUACAUGAACGCAACGUGUCCUUAACUUGAGAUCUGUCCUGGCUGCAAACAUGCUGAGUGUUAAUUUGUUUGAAAACAAUACGGAGGUGGUGCUCGGCCAUCUCAUCAGGCAACAUCCUGACCGGUGAUCCUGCAGCCUGUUACAAAUACAAACCCAUGGAUGCCAUUGUUUUCCCCUAGGUUUGGAAACUAUAUAUGCUGCAUUACUGAUCACACGGAGCCAUGCAUUUGAAUAGAUUGUAUUUAAUAUGUCUUUGGCAUGGAGGUGUGCAUGUUUGGAGCCUCUGAUGAGGUGCAUUGUUCUCCCGGGGGGGGGGGAGCUCUGUUUUCAACAGUUGUAUAUCUCUCUCUGGACCUCCUGGUCGUUUUUGCGGCUGCAAGCAAUCAGCUUUUUUACUCCUUGAUAAGAGCUUUAUCAGAAACACGUGCUGCUUCCUCUGUAUUUGUGCUUGUCACUGAGACAAGAAUCUCCACAUUUUGCCGAUUUAAAGAGGCCGUUUAUUCACAUAACAUGUGACUGUGAAUGCACGCACAUCUAAGUGUAAUGUUUCUUGCACGUUUACAAAAAAAAAGGAUUUAAGUGGCUUUGAUUCAAACGCUGAGCAGCAAAUGCUGUUGUGAUGUAAAAUGCUAUAGUUGCUUCUGUGUGUCUGUCGUCAGUUACCACAUUUACACUGAGUGCACAAAUCUGUAACAAAGUAUAUUUUCUUUUUUUCCACCUUAAUGUAUAAUUGUGUGUGAGGGAAUGUCGGUGUUGUUUGACCUGGCGUUCCUUUUUGCAUCGUAUCUGCAGAGGACUGACGACCUCGCCAAUCACAUGAAUGCUCCUGACAUUUGUACAAAUAAGACGAAUAAGCCAAAAAGAUAAAUAACUUGUGAAACACAUUCUGAUACAUUAACAAGAUACAAGGCAUUUCA